Molecule: messenger RNA, 1413 nt
Organism: Aureobasidium subglaciale EXF-2481
Lineage: Eukaryota; Fungi; Ascomycota; Dothideomycetes; Dothideales; Saccotheciaceae
Exons: 1
Coding region: 209-1276 (355 amino acids)
Molecular function (GO): catalytic activity
Source: RefSeq, a predicted model, not a curated record
ACCCGCUCUAUCCGCAUACAUGUCUAGUAAGCCUUGUCCAGUCGUCGCAGCAUGGAUUCAUUCCACACAUAUUCAGUUCUUCCAUUGCGAUCUCUGCGCCCAUCAAGAGAUACAUAUGCCUUGACAUCAAUCGCUCAAUGAUCAUUGAGUCUUUCCUGACAGGAUCGAUACACGACGUCAGGCUUCACAUCAACAACCACACUCUAUCAUGACUUCAAAAAUCCUCCGAGCAGCAGCAUGUCACGUCUCUCCCGUCUUCCUCUCUGCCUCAAAGACGACCCAAAAAGCAAUCACACUCAUCUCACAAGCAAGCGCCAACAAAGCGAAUCUAGUAGUCUUUCCAGAAACCUACAUUUCCGCCUUUCCAAUCUGGAGUGCCAUACGAGCACCCACCGAAAACCAUGACCUCUUCAAGCGUAUGGUUCAAGAAUCCAUCUAUGCCGAUGGCCCAGAAAUCGAAACUCUACGAGCAACAGCUCAAAAACACAAGAUCAUGAUUAGCAUCGGCAUAUCAGAAAAAGCUCGCUGGAGCAGUGCAACACUUUGGAACUCCAACUUACUCAUCGGAAAUAAUGGAGAAAUACUAAACCACCACCGUAAACUCCAACCCACUUUUUUCGAAAAACUGACCUGGAGUGCUGGAGAUGGAAACGGCCUAAAAGUCUCAAAUACAGAAUACGGCAAAAUUGGAAACUUGAUAUGUGGAGAGAAUACGAAUCCAUUGGCGAGAUAUGCAUUAAUGGCUCAGGGCGAGCAAAUCCAUAUUUCCACUUGGCCUGCGGCAUGGCCGACUAGAGCGUUACGACCAGAUGUUGUGGCGCAAAAGGGAAAGAAUUAUGAUAAUCUGGCUGCUAAUAGGACGAGGGCUGCUGCUCAUUGCUUUGAAGCCAAAUGUUUUGGUAUCAUUAAUGCUGCGUUUUUGGAUGAUGCAGCUAUUGAUAUUGUAGCGAAGGGAGAGAGUGAUGAAGUUGGUGUCAGACAGACAUUGCAGCUAUCUCAGAGGGCGGCUACGAUGUUUUUGGACCCUACUGGAAUGUUGAAGGUUGGGUUUACUGUUGACGAGGCGGGUAAGCAGUCGGAGACGGAGUAUUUGCAGGAUAGAGAGGAUAUUUUGUAUGCUGAUUUGGAUGUGGAAGAGUGCGUGGAGGGAAAACAAUAUCACGAUGUUGUUGGAGGAUAUCAGAGACUUGACAUCUUUGAUCUAAGGGUCGAUCGGAGCAGAAGGGAGCCAGCGAAUUUUGUGGAUGGAGCACGAGAUGAAAAGGUCGAGUUUUGAGUAAGCAGACUCUGCGAGAUGAGAAAUAAUGGAAUAGGCUCAAGAAUGUGGCAGUAUUACCUCAGCCGAUUGCAAGCUACAAGUCAAGUAAGCGACCAUCUCUUGGUAUUGUGCACUAAUCGAUUUUGUAUGUACAU